UAUUAAACAAAUUACACGUAGGUAUUCGUAAUAACUUCAUAACUGAGAAAAAUGAUACAGCUAAAUCCGUAUAUGGAAACAAAACUCUCCAAUUUAAGUAUAAGGUCGUUGUGUUAUUAAAGAAUGAUCUAACAUCCGUAUAAAAGUUAAGGCCACACUAUAAUCCGCUUAUAACGUAAUUAUAAAACUAUUACUCGCCAAUUCAAAUUCUUCAUCUGAUAGUUGUGCCUAUGUUGUGUGCAUAAUAAUGGAUUGGAUCGUAAGAAAGGCGCACUUUUUAUCUUUUUGCCUGUUUAUAAUAUUAACAAAUGCACAAAUAAAUACUGAAUUAGAUGCAAUACACGCUGCAAGUGCAUCGCUUAAUGAUUUUGCAGUAAAACUUCUCUUGCAAAGUGUAGAUUAUUUGGGUGAAAAUUUUAAUAUAGCUUUAGCGCCAUAUCCAGUGUGGUCUCUAUUAACGAUUUUAGCCGAGGGGGCUAGAGAUGAAACGGAAAGACAGUUAGAAGAAACAUUAAGUAUUCCAUCUGGAAAAGAUAGGGCCCAAUUUAGGAAAAGCUUUAAAACGUUAAAAAAGUAUUUAAAGCAAAAAUCAGAUGGUAUUGAGUUAGACAUAUCAAAUUCAAUAUUUGUUACCAAAGAGCAAAAUUUAAAUAAAACGUAUCAAUUAUUAGUAAAAAAUUUCUACGAUGUCGAUGUCAUGCCUAUCGAUUUUAAAAAUUUAAUUCAAUCUCAAAAUAUAAUUAAUUCUCAUAUAGCUAAAUUGACCAACAAUAAAAUAACAAACUUGGUUACUGUAGAUGAUUUGGUCGAUGCUCAAAUACUUUUAACGAGCACUUUGUAUUUUAAAGGUCGGUGGAUGUUACCAUUUAAUAAAUCUGCCACAUUUAAAGAUAAAUUUUAUGACGAAAAGGGUAAUGAAAAAGGGGAAGUUAUGAUGAUGUAUCAAAUAGGAACAUUUCCCUUUUUCAUGUUACCUAAUAUUAAAGCUCAUGUUGUGGAAUUACCAUACGGAAAGGGAGACAGAAUGUCAAUGAUAGUCGUUCUACCCAGAAAAAAAGAAGAACUUUCAACAAUUUUAAAGAAGAUUUCUGCAAUGCCCUUUAAAGUUAUUUUAGAAGCCCUUGAAGAUGCACGACAGUAUGACGAAGAUGUAAUGAUGUAUUUACCCCGUUUUUCCAUUAUUUCGGACUUUAUUCUCAAUGCAAUAUUAUAUGAAAUGGGCAUCAAGGAUGUUUUUAACGAAAAUGUGGCAAAUUUGUUAGGUAUUUUUCCAGAAUAUCUUUAUUUAAGUCGCGUUAUUCAACAAGCUAAAAUUGAUGUUGAUGAAGAAGGCACAGAAGCAGCAGCCGCUGCAGGGGGCGUUGUCUCAUUUAAAAACACUCCACCACGAUUUUAUGCCAACAAGCCUUUUGCAUUCUUUAUUAUCGAUAAACAAACUAAAAGUAUAGUGUUUGAAGGUAAAGUUUCAAAUCCAAGUUCCAUUUGCUCCACUUGUAACGUUCCUUAAUUCAUUAUUUUAUUUUUUAACUAGGUUUUUUUUGUAAAGUGUUAUAGAAAAUAAAGAUUUAGUGUUCCUACAUUA
Agrilus planipennis (emerald ash borer) is the source of this 1582-nucleotide messenger RNA. RefSeq names its product serine protease inhibitor 77Ba. The record is from RefSeq and is a predicted model, not a curated record. The transcript is spliced from 9 exons. Gene Ontology annotation, molecular function: serine-type endopeptidase inhibitor activity. The coding region runs from base 248 to 1507 and encodes 419 amino acids. NCBI's taxonomy places the organism in Eukaryota, Metazoa, Arthropoda, Insecta, Coleoptera, Buprestidae.